AGUCUGUUUUCUUGUUACAAAAACUUGUCUAAAAAAUGUAAACUUAAUUUUAAAUAGUUUCAUAGUUUGUGAUAUUAAAUGAUUGAUUGUUAUAGUUGAAAUGUUAAAUAGUAAAAACGUAUUUUCAAUUGGAUUUUCUGUUAUUAAAGUUUAGUAGAGUUAAAUUGUGAUUAAAUAUAAUAGUUUCUUUAAAUUAUGGCCUCAAUGCCAAACGUCGAUAAAUUAGAGGAAACAUUAAAAAGGGAUCAAGAGAGCAUACAGAAUAACUUAAAUAAGUUUUUGAAGCCUGACUUUUGUGAAAAUGAAGAAGCAAAAAUCAGUAACUUAUAUGCAAAAGAUGAAGGGCCCCAGUGGCGUAAAGUCACCGGUAGUGGUGUUACAAAGUCGUUGAUUACAAAAAAUUUGCCGAAGGUCUUUCAGGAUUUACCAAUACAUACGCAGUCUACGUCGAGGGGGGACGUGGAGCUGGAACUGGAACAACAAAUUGUUUCAUUUGUCGGUAACAUAGACGAUGAGGAAUAUGAUAAACUUGUCGAAUUUUGCGACCCAAAACAUUUGGAAACUGGUCAUGAAUUAAAGAUGUCAAUGUCACUACCUACUAGCAAGGCUUCUGCUAUGAACAGUUGCUAUAAUCCUCAAGCUUCCAGUUCUCUACAUACCUGCAAGAAUCUAAUGUUCCGAAAAGAAAUUGAUAAAAAGAAUUGCUAUUCCCGGAAGUUAAAAUAUAGAACAGUAUGCCUUAUACCACCACCUGAAGACGAUGAUCAACCUGACAAUGAGUUGCUGCAAUCAGGGAAAGAUAUCAUCUACAGAGUUAGAAUAUAUCGGCCAUUCCCCUAUACACAUUCAAAACAUACUGUCCGUCAUUCGCUCUUGAUGUCAGAAAUCGUGGUGCUGGGGCAACAGCCCCUUUGGGUUCUGAGAGAUCACAUUUACUGUCUCAAUGACAUCUCUACAGGCAUUGAUGUCUCGGAGAACCCGGAUGUCGUACCCUCAACCUCACCUAAGGAACUAUUUCCGUCUAGUUUCAUGUUCAUCAACAACGUGUUCUACGUGGACGAACGCAAAGGCUGCUCCGACAUCACUCUGGAGUUGCGGGGAUGGGCGGCCGCCCGGAACAUGGGCACCUUUCCCGUUCACUCCAUGGACGUCAAGCUGGAAGACGUCAAGAUCCGGCUCGGACAUCCCGAUGUCUACGUGCACCUGGGCGACUGCGAGCACCCGUUCACCUUCUCGGAGGCGCGGCUGGCGCACCCCCGCGACCCUCUGCGGCGGGUGUUCCCGUUCGUGAGCCAGGUGGGCCUGAGCCAGGUCAACUACUGCAGCAUAUGCUCGGAGCACAGCACCAAGUGGGUCGUCAAGCGCUGCGACAUGGUCCCCUUCGACCCCACGCACUUCUGCGACACCUGCUUCCGCCUCUACCUGUACAAGGACGGGAAGAAGGUGUGUCCCUUCAAGGCUUACGCGUACAAAGGGAACGAGAUGAGCGUCUUGAAGCCCAGGCAAUGAUCUGAGGUGUCGUUGGAAAUAGCGAAUAGGAUGGGCCGAGCUGACCAGAACCCGUUUGGGGUCAGCCUUGGGCACUCGGAUUAAGGCUCGGGUAAGUCAUUUAUGUGCGUUUAUUGCAAUUUAGGUCAAAGACUCGAUACAGGUCAAGAUUGUGAUACCAAUCUCCUGAUGACUUUUUGAUGUAGUCUACAAUGGGUAUAAUUAUUUGUUAUGUGGGAGGAUUCUGGACCAUUUACAUUCAAUUAUCUAUAUUUCCUUUUGACCAAUCACAGCCAAGAGCGACACGGGAUCCAUUCGUUUUACAUUUUCUUCAUCUAUAUCUCAAAAUCUAAAAUUAUGAAUGCUGCAACUUAGUAUGUUCUUAAUAUUCCAUACGAAUUAAAAAUGCUGGCAGGCUUUUUAUAUCAAUCAUCUCAAAUAUUAGGUCCUUACAUAUGAAAUUGGCGUUUUGUAUGGGAGGAACAAAAAGUCGAAUAUUUUUAAAUAUAAUAUAUUUAAUUAAUCAAAGUAUGAACCAUUGUUUUCUAUGCACUUUUGCCAUCUCAUAGGUAGUUCAUUGAUCCCUUUACUAAAAAAACCAGUCGGACGGGAAUCAAUAAAAUCUGUGAAGGCGAUUUGGACUGCCUCAUCAGAGUUAAAUUUUUUCCCUUGCAAGAAGUUGUCCAAAUUUCGAAAAAAAUGGUAAUCUGUUGGAGCAAGGUCCGGGGAGUACGGAGGAUGUCUUAGACAUUCCAAUUGAAGCUCUUCUAAUUUGGUAGCCGUCUGUUGUGCAGUGUGUGGUCUAGCGUUGUCGUGAAGUAGCAGUGGCGUGGAGCGAUUGACCAGCCUAGGUUGUUUAGCCGCUAGCUUUUCCAUCAUGGUUUGCAAUUGCUGACAAUAGACAUCAGCCGUAAUAGUCUGGCCAGAUUUGAGAAAACUGCAAUGAACAAUACCGGCACUAUACCACCAAACGCUUACAAUAACUUUUUUGGGGUUAAUUUUCGCUUGGGGCAGGAUUUGGCUGGCUGGCCAGGAUCCAACCAUUGCGCUGAGCGCUUCCGAUUAUCGUAAAGAAUCCAUUUUUCAUCACAGGUAAUGAUUCGGUUUAAAAUACCUUCAUUAUUGUGCUGGUUCAGUAAUGUAACGCAGCAGUCGACGCGCGUUUGCCGGUUUGCUUCAAGUGAAUUAAAACAGUUUUAUCACUAGCACCGCAGCCUGCAGCUAACUCGGACGUGGUUUACGAUGGAUCCGCUUCCACAAUAGCCUUCAAUACUUCAUUAUCAACUUGGGUCUUAGGCUGUCCACGGGGCUUGUUCUACAGGUCGAAAUUUCCAGAACGAAAACGUUGGAACCAAAAACGAACUGUGUUUUCUUUUGCAACAUGACCGCCAUACACAUCAUUCACCCUUCGAGUCAUUU
Molecule: messenger RNA, 2907 nt
Organism: Pieris napi
Lineage: Eukaryota; Metazoa; Arthropoda; Insecta; Lepidoptera; Pieridae
Gene: Pbp49
Product: snRNA-activating protein complex subunit 3
Exons: 7
Coding region: 196-1509 (437 amino acids)
Biological process (GO): snRNA transcription by RNA polymerase II; snRNA transcription by RNA polymerase III
Cellular component (GO): snRNA-activating protein complex
Molecular function (GO): RNA polymerase II cis-regulatory region sequence-specific DNA binding; bent DNA binding; core promoter sequence-specific DNA binding
Source: RefSeq, a predicted model, not a curated record